AUAAUUGCUUUAAGUGCUUCGUCUAACCAACUAUCAAGGAUUCAAGAAAAGGUAGACGAAUAUGCUGCCUUGAUCAUGGAAGAACUCGAUCCCGACAACCUUGGAUAUAUCGAGCUGUACAACUUGGAAACAUUGCUUCUCCAAGUUCCAAGCCAAUCGGACAUCAGUCCAUCAUCCGAGAACAAGCGUGCCCUCAGCAAGAUGUUGAGCCAGAAACUCAUACCAACAAAAGAGAGAAAUCCGUUGAAAAGAUUUGCCAGAGAUAUAAAAUACUUUUUCUUGGAAAAUUGGAAAAGGAUAUGGGUGCUAACAUUGUGGAUAUCCAUUUGCAUCGCUCUCUUCACUUGGAAAUUUCUACAGUAUAAACGCAGAGCCGUGUUCGAGGUCUUGGGUUCUUGUGUUUCUGUGGCCAAAGGCAGCGCAGAGACCUUGAAAUUCAACAUGGCUCUCAUUCUCUUGCCUGUUUGUAGGAACACUAUCACUUGGCUACGGACCAACUCCAAGCUUGGGUCCGUUGUUCCAUUUGAUGACAAUAUCAACUUCCACAAGGUUGCGGUAUAUCCAGGAAACGUACUUUCGCUUUACAUGUCAAAACCUAAAGGGUUCAAGUAUAGAAGUGGGCAGUACAUAUAUGUUAACUGCUCCGACGUCUCACCAUUUCAAUGGCAUCCGUUUUCAAUUACUUCGGCUUCUGGAGACGAGUUCCUCAGCAUUCAUAUCCGCACCCUCGGCGAUUGGACAUCACAACUCAAAUGCUUAUUUUCGAAGGUUUGUCAACCUCCGUCAACAAGUCAAAGUGGGCUCUUCACAGCUGACUUAGUUCAAGCCAAUAACAUAACCAGGUUUCCGAGGCUUUUGAUCGAUGGUCCAUAUGGCGCCCCAGCACAAGACUACCGAAACUACGAUGUAUUGCUUCUGGUAGGCCUAGGUAUCGGAGCGACCCCAUUAAUCAGUAUACUUAAGGACGUUCUUAACAACAUCAAGAAUCACAAAUCCAUUGAAGAAGGCACAAGCCACAAUGUCAAUAGAAGCAACACAAAACGAGCUUAUUUCUAUUGGGUAACAAGAGAGCAAGGAUCUUUAGAAUGGUUUAGUGAGGUCAUGAACGAGGUAGCUGAGUAUGAUAGUGAGGGAAUUAUUGAGCUACAUAACUACUGCACGAGCGUCUAUGAGGAAGGAGACGCGAGAUCAGCACUAAUCACGAUGUUGCAGUCAUUGCACCACGCCAAGAACGGCAUUGAUAUUGUGUCAGGUACUCGGGUCCGGACCCAUUUCGCAAGACCCGAUUGGCGCAGCGUUUUCAAGCAUGUCGCGGUGAACCACAUCAAUCAACGAGUUGGGGUUUUCUACUGUGGUAAAUCAUGCAUCAUAGGAGAGUUGAAGGGACUGGCUCAAGAUUUCUCUAGGAAAACUUUGACCAAGUUUGAGUUCCACAAGGAAAAUUUUUAAUUUCAAGUUCAUCAUUAGUAUUUUAAGAACACAGUGUCUUUG
This is a messenger RNA of Brassica oleracea var. oleracea, 1491 nucleotides long. Its product is annotated as respiratory burst oxidase homolog protein B. NCBI's taxonomy places the organism in Eukaryota, Viridiplantae, Streptophyta, Magnoliopsida, Brassicales, Brassicaceae. The transcript has 8 exons. The record is from RefSeq and is a predicted model, not a curated record. Gene Ontology annotation, cellular component: plasma membrane. The annotation marks the transcript as partial. Gene Ontology annotation, molecular function: NAD(P)H oxidase H2O2-forming activity.